AUGCUUACCUUCUGCCCCUACGACGGGUCGCUCUUGACCGUCGGAACCAGAUCCGGUCACAACCGUUUGGAGUGCCGGGCUUGUCCUUACAUCUACCCCAUCACGCAUCCUCUGUACUCGCGUACCUACUUUGAGCGCAAGGCUAGGGAGGACGAGAUUGGUCCUACUGAUUGGUCCAAUGCAGCCAAGGCUACGGUGCAGUGUCCGAAGGAGGGCUGUGAAGGGAAUGAAGCGGCUUUCUUCCAGGUGCAGAUCAGGAGUGCUGAUGAGCCUAUGACGACGUUCUACAAGUGUAUGACUUGCGGUGGACGAUGGAGAGAUUAG
Messenger RNA from Scedosporium apiospermum, 324 nucleotides. RefSeq lists its product as uncharacterized. The transcript has 3 exons. Gene Ontology annotation, molecular function: DNA-directed RNA polymerase activity; nucleic acid binding; zinc ion binding. The coding region runs from base 1 to 324 and encodes 107 amino acids. The record is from RefSeq and is a predicted model, not a curated record. Gene Ontology annotation, cellular component: RNA polymerase III complex. Lineage: Eukaryota; Fungi; Ascomycota; Sordariomycetes; Microascales; Microascaceae. Gene Ontology annotation, biological process: termination of RNA polymerase III transcription; DNA-templated transcription.